This is a messenger RNA of Darwinula stevensoni, 370 nucleotides long. Lineage: Eukaryota; Metazoa; Arthropoda; Ostracoda; Podocopida; Darwinulidae. The record is from the annotation of a GenBank genome assembly.
AGAAGAAUUGGAGAGUAUGAGGGCUGAGCUCUCAGACUACAGUGAGGAUGUUCAAGAUCUCCAAGAACUCCUGAAGCUGUCCAAAGGAGAAGUGAAGGAAUUACGAGAGCGGACUGCUGCCAAAUUUCUCUUCAAGAAGGUAAAUUCAAUGAUUGAAAAGUUGGAUCGUGCUAUCAACAGCCUAGAGGUGGGGCGCCAUGAGAAGCAGGAGACCGCAAAUAAGACUGUUGCUGCAGGCAUUGGGGAAGAAUCUUGUUCAGAGCUGAUCAAGAUUGAUGAGAUGAUCGAUGCUAUACAAAAGGUUCAGCGCAUCCCUAAUCAAAAGAAGCUGGAAUUUGUUGCUGAAGUUCUCAGCCACCUUGACACUGAU